Silurus meridionalis is the source of this 4481-nucleotide messenger RNA. RefSeq names its product karyopherin (importin) beta 1 (gene kpnb1). Gene Ontology annotation, molecular function: nuclear import signal receptor activity; small GTPase binding. Gene Ontology annotation, cellular component: nucleus; cytoplasm. The transcript is spliced from 22 exons. NCBI's taxonomy places the organism in Eukaryota, Metazoa, Chordata, Actinopteri, Siluriformes, Siluridae. Gene Ontology annotation, biological process: protein import into nucleus. The coding region runs from base 432 to 3062 and encodes 876 amino acids. The record is from RefSeq and is a predicted model, not a curated record.
UAGAGCGGAAGUCGCUGCAGCAGCAGCGCGCGCGGGGCCCUACAUUUCCCCUCCUCUCCCCCCACCAGCACCACCACCCAGGCAGCAGCUGCUACAGAGCGGAGCCGGGCGGAGAGAGAGAGCGCAGUCCGCGGAGCGAGCAACUUUAACACCCAGCACCGGGAGAGGGCUUCAGUGUGUGAUCAGGCGCCAGCCUUCUACACAACUACAGCUUUUUGGUCGCUUUUCUGGUGGCGACGGGAAACAUAUAUUUAUACAUACACGUUAGGCAGGAAAACACACACACACACACACACACACACACACUGGGGCGGUGUGCGCGCGGUAAACCGUCAACUAGCUGUUAGCAUCUAGCGUGAUCAUUAGCUUAGCCUGCACCGAGCCUCACCUCAUCUUACCACCGCACCGAGCGAGCGAGCCGAGGGGACGGAAUGGAGCUGAUCACCAUCCUCGAAAAAACCGUGUCUCCAGAUCGGAAUGAGCUGGAAGCAGCGCAGAAGUUCUUGGAGCAAGCUGCCAUUGAGAAUUUGCCUACGUUCCUGGUGGAGCUGUCAAAGGUUCUGGCAAACCCUGGCAACACACAGGUAGCUCGUGUUGCUGCAGGCCUGCAGGUGAAGAACUCUCUCACAUCUAAGGACCCAGAUGUGAAAGCACAGUAUCAGCAGAGAUGGCUGGCCAUCGAUGCCAAUGCUCGCCGUGAGAUCAAGAACUAUGUGCUGCAGACUCUGGGCACAGAGACGUACAGGCCGAGCUCCGCCUCUCAGUGUGUGGCUGGUAUCGCGUGUGCGGAGAUCCCGGUCAGUCAGUGGCCUGAGCUCAUUCCUCAACUGGUGGCUAACGUCACUGACCCCAGCAGCACCGAACACAUGAAGGAGUCCACGCUGGAGGCCAUUGGAUACAUCUGUCAGGACAUUGAACCAGAGCAGCUCCAGGAUAGUGCUAAUCAGAUUCUGACGGCCAUCAUCCAAGGCAUGAGGAAAGAGGAGCCCAGCAACAACGUCAAACUGGCAGCCACCAAUGCUCUGCUCAACUCUCUGGAGUUCACUAAAGCCAACUUUGACAAGGAGACGGAAAGACACUUCAUCAUGCAGGUUGUCUGUGAAGCCACACAGUGUCCAGACACCAGGGUGAGAGUAGCAGCAUUACAGAACCUGGUGAAGAUCAUGUCCUUGUAUUAUCAGUACAUGGAGACGUACAUGGGACCUGCGCUGUUUGCAAUCACAAUUGAAGCAAUGAAGAGUGACAUUGAUGAAGUUGCCCUACAAGGGAUUGAGUUCUGGUCAAACGUGUGUGAUGAGGAGAUGGACUUGGCCAUUGAAGCCACUGAGGCGUCAGAGCAGGGCAGGCCACCAGAGCACACCAGCAAAUUCUACGCUAAAGGAGCUCUGCAGUACCUGGUGCCCAUUCUCACACAGACCCUCACUAAGCAGGAUGAGAACGAUGACGAUGACGACUGGAACCCAUGUAAAGCGGCCGGCGUGUGUUUAAUGCUGCUCGCCACAUGCUGUGAGGACGACGUUGUACCUCACGUCCUUCCCUUCAUUAAAGAGCACAUCAAACACCCGGACUGGCGCUACAGAGACGCUUCCGUCAUGGCGUUCGGAUCCAUCCUAGAAGGACCAGAACUUAACCAGCUCAAACCGCUAGUCAUCCAGGCCAUGCCCACUCUGAUUGAGCUGAUGAAGGACCCUAGUGUGGUGGUGAGGGACACCACUGCAUGGACGGUGGGGAGAAUCUGUGAUCUGUUGCCUGAAGCUGCCAUUAAUGAGUUGUACCUGAAUCCUCUGCUGCAGUGCCUCAUCGAGGGCUUAGGGGCCGAACCGCGUGUCGCCUCUAAUGUCUGCUGGGCAUUUUCCAGUUUGGCUGAAGCUGCAUAUGAAGCCACUGAUGCUGCUGAAGAUCAGGAGGAACCUGCCACCUACUGCCUCUCCUCUUCAUUUGAACUCAUCGUACAGAAGCUUCUGGAAACCACAGACAGGCCGGACGGACACCAGAACAACCUGCGUAGUGCUGCGUACGAGGCUCUGAUGGAGAUUGUGAAAAACAGUGCUAAGGACUGUUACCCUGCAGUGCAGAAAACCACGCUGGUCAUCAUGGAGCGCCUGCAGCAGGUUCUGCAGAUGGAGUCUCACAUACAGAGCACAUCAGACCGAAUCCAGUUUAAUGAUCUCCAGUCUCUGCUUUGUGCAACACUGCAGAACGUUCUGCGGAAGGUGCAGCACCAGGACGCUCUGCAGAUUUCAGACGUGGUCAUGGCGUCUCUUCUGCGCAUGUUUCAGAGCACAGCUGGAUCAGGGGGUGUGCAGGAGGAUGCCCUCAUGGCUGUUAGCACUCUGGUUGAAGUUUUGGGCAGUGACUUCCUGAAAUACAUGGAAGCCUUCAAACCAUUCCUGGUUAUUGGACUGAAGAACUAUCAGGAAUAUCAGGUGUGUCUGGCCACGGUGGGUCUGGUGUGUGACCUGUGUCGAGCGCUGAUGGCCAACAUUUUGCCUUACUGUGAUGAAAUCAUGCAGCUGCUGCUGGAGAACCUGGGCAAUGAGAACGUACACCGGUCUGUGAAGCCACAGAUCCUCUCAGUGUUUGGUGACAUUGCUCUGGCCAUCGGUGGGGAGUUUAAGAAAUAUCUGGAGGUUGUUCUCGACACACUUCAGCAGGCAUCUCAAGCACAAGUGGACAAGAACGACUUUGACAUGGUGGAUUAUCUGAAUGAGCUUCGUGAAGGCUGUCUAGAGGCAUACACAGGGAUCAUUCAGGGCCUCAAAGGAGACCAGGAGAAUGUUCAUCCGGAUGUGAUGCUGGUUCAGCCACGUGUGGAAUUUAUCCUAUCCUUUAUCCACCACAUUGCUGAGGAUGAGGAUCACUCUGAUGGCGUGGUGGCCAAUGCUGUCGGACUCAUCGGUGACCUGUGCACAACAUUUGGUAAGGACGUGAUGAAGCUAGUGGAGGUUCGUCCUCAGAUUAACGACCUGCUCACAGAGGGACGACGAUCCAAAACCACCAAAACCAAAACUCUUGCCACGUGGGCCACCAAGGAGCUUCGCAAGCUCAAGAGUCAGGCCUGAUCCAUCAUCGCCGAGGGGAACGUUAACACACCGUGAGAGAAGCGGCCGAGUGGAGUUGUGUUUUUGGCACGCGCGCGUGGGAACAGAAGUGUGUGUGUGUGCGCUGAUCUGAGUGUCUGAGAGUGCGAGAGCGAGUGAGCGAGCGAGUGAGCGUGACGAAUGAGAUCACACCACCUUCUGAAUGAAGAUUCCAGCAGUCGAAAAAGGAAAGCAGGCUGAUCAAUAAAAACAGCAGCCUGUCCCCCUCCUCUCCUCCUUUUCCUGGUUAUAUCCCUCCAACCUGAAUCCGGACAUUCCUCCCUCUCUAUCUCUCUCCGAGCUCCUUUUCUCCUUCAUCUGUGGACUCAGUAUGGACAACAUGAACUGGAUUAGUUUCCUAGCACCUCUGUAAGCUCUUAGUAUAAACCGUGAAUAAUCAACCCCUGGGGGAAGUGGGAGGGGGUGGAGCAAUUUCCCAAAAAAGGACUACUUCACUCAUUUAGUGGAUCUGUGAAGCCCUUCCCACUCUCCCCUCAUUUUGGAUUUUUUUUUUUUUUUUUUACUUCUUUUUCUUUCACUUCUAAGCACUAUGAGUUUCCGACUUGGUGAGGACACAGGGAGGGAAUCGAACAUCGCAGCAAACCUGGCUGCUGGAGACCAAGAUGGCCAACUGAGAGCAUGUGUGAGUGAGCGAAGGGGUUUUGGUGUUUCUGCACCACCCCCUCUCACCCCCGGCCCCUCCCCCUUUCUGUUUCAGCUUAUGAGAAAUAAACGUAGCUCUUAAUGCUGUUUUUCUGCAUAUAAUUAUAAGAGGGAGACGAUUGGCUUUUUUUUUUACAGCACUUCAAAAAAAAAAAAUACAGCUGCUCUUCCUUGAAAUCACUGAAAUGUUCACUUUCUUUAGUUUUUUUACUUUUCAGUACAUUUGCGUUUUCUUGUUUUUUCUUUUUUUCCCCCUUGUCAUCGAUGUGGGCUCCGAGUUCCAGACUUUUCUUUUCAGUCAGCUCAGUUUAGAGACUCGAGGGUUCUCGCUUGUAUUGAGCACUUAUGGGGCGUACACGAAGGGAUCGACGACUCUGAGGUGGAAGCACCCGAUUUACAUUUAAGUCUCCCUAAAUGGGAUAAAAAAAAAAAUACUUCAGGACAAAAAGUGCCAAAAAAAAAAUCAAUGGAUUACAAGGCAUAAAUUUCUUGUUUGCCGCAUCGUAAAGGGGAAAAUAAAAAUUAAAUAAAACCUUGUCGAGUCAAAUUGCGCUCUUGUGCUGGGUUUUGGACCCUGGUUUAGCUUUUUCUGCUGCACUUGGUUGGGAAAAGGGAGACUUCCGAGCUUGUUUAAAAAUGAGUGAAUAAAUAAGAGAGAAAUCAGAUGUUUGUAUAAGGUUAUAUUUUUCCAUUGCUCUGAAAGAACCCACAAUAAAAUGAUAUCAAACAUUCCCCUUA